Salvia hispanica is the source of this 1129-nucleotide messenger RNA. RefSeq names its product putative WRKY transcription factor 14. The record is from RefSeq and is a predicted model, not a curated record. Gene Ontology annotation, molecular function: DNA-binding transcription factor activity; transcription cis-regulatory region binding. Gene Ontology annotation, cellular component: nucleus. Lineage: Eukaryota; Viridiplantae; Streptophyta; Magnoliopsida; Lamiales; Lamiaceae. Gene Ontology annotation, biological process: regulation of DNA-templated transcription.
CGUAAUCUCUUAUGAACUAGGUUUUCAUUUCUUCAACAACAGCAACACUAAAUCAACACAGAAAAAGAUCAAAAGCUGAAUUCUCUUCAAUUCUGUGAAUUCGAUGCAAUCAAAUCGAAGUUAACUGAUACAGCAGCUCUGCCGCCGUCCAUUAAAUAGGAAUGGAGAAUUACAAUCAAGGCGAUCUAAUCGACAUAAUCAGAGCCACCGCCGCCGCAUCCAAUCCAGCAGCUGAAACCCCUACCGCCGCCGCCGCGGCGGAGUGGCAAUUUCCGAGCAAUCCGAUCGCCUUCUCCACCGACGAAUUCGGCGAUCCGUUCGCGCACCUCCGAGAUCCGCUGAUCGACGAAAUCGCCGCCUCGCCGCCGCAGCCAGGAUUAAUCGGAAAUGGAAAUCUAGGUCAAAUGAUUAAUCUCGACGAUGAGAUGAAUAGACCUCCGAAUCUCUUCUCGAGGAUGCUCCAGAUCUCGCCGGAGAAGCUGCCACAGCCGCUGAAUUGCUUGAUUGAGAGCAAUCUGCAGAUCUCAUCACCGCGAAAUACGGGAAUUAGAAGAAGAAAAAGCCAAGCAAAGAAGGUGGUUUGCAUACCAGCUCCGGCGCCAGCAAAUAGCCGGCAAAGCGGCGAAAUCGUGCCCUCGGAUCUUUGGGCGUGGCGAAAAUACGGGCAGAAACCGAUCAAGGGUUCUCCCUAUCCAAGGGGCUACUACAGAUGUAGUAGCUCGAAGGGAUGUUCGGCGAGGAAGCAAGUGGAGCGGAGCCGAACAGACCCGAACAUGCUGGUGAUCACAUACACGUCGGAGCACAACCACCCGUGGCCCACGCAGAGAAACGCCCUCGCCGGCUCCACCCGAGCCCAGCCGUCCAAAACCGCCGCCGCGAAAACCUCCCCCAAAUCCGCGGAGACCAGCACGGAGGUCGCCACCGUGAAAACGGAGGUGGAACAAGCGGAAGAAGCGGAAUUCGACGACGGAUUGAGCUACAAGCCGGCGUUGCCGGAAUCCAACCAAUCGGAAGACAGCUUCUUCGACUCUUUGGACUUGCUUUUCACGCAAGGGUUUGACAGCAAGGGUUUGGAACCCUUUGGAUUCUAUGAUUCAAUACGUGAUUGAGUGUGAUGUUUUCUUUUUCA